AUGUUUACUUUCGGCCUUGGUGGCCUCUUCUAUGUCGUUGUUCUCCUCAUCAACGCGAUAGCCAUCCUCUCUGAAGACCGAUUUCUGGCACGCAUCGGGUGGACUGCUGGGGCAGCAGAUAGCGGCUUUGGGCAGCGUGACGAUGCGAGCGUGAAGGCACGGUUAAUAAACCUGGUUUCCUCGGUACGGACGCUUAUGAGAAUACCGCUCAUGUUCAUCAACACACUCAUGAUCGUCUACCUACUGGUUCUCGGUUGA
Molecule: messenger RNA, 258 nt
Organism: Ascochyta rabiei
Lineage: Eukaryota; Fungi; Ascomycota; Dothideomycetes; Pleosporales; Didymellaceae
Exons: 4
Coding region: 1-258 (85 amino acids)
Biological process (GO): endoplasmic reticulum to Golgi vesicle-mediated transport
Cellular component (GO): Golgi membrane; COPII-coated ER to Golgi transport vesicle; endoplasmic reticulum membrane
Source: RefSeq, a predicted model, not a curated record